GCCGGUUAUUCUUAUUCUCCACACCAUUUCAAGUGCUCUCACCUCUGUCCGAAUUCAGUCCAAAACUUCGUCCUUUUAUUACAACACAACGUGAUUGCCGAGAAAACACCAGAACCAGAAGAAGAGCAAGAAGGAGGAGGUGAAUGGCGGGGAAUGAUUGGAUAAACAGCUACUUGGAAGCAAUUCUUGACGUGGGUCCUCCGCUUGAUGAAGCAAAAUCGUCUCUUUUGCUAAGAGAGAGAGGCAGGUUCAGCCCCACCCGUUACUUCGUCGAGGAAGUUAUCACCGGCUUUGAUGAGACCGAUCUCCACCGCUCGUGGGUUCGGGCCCAGGCAACGAGGAGUCCCCAGGAGAGGAAUACGAGGCUGGAGAACUUGUGUUGGAGGAUUUGGAACCUUGCUCGUCAAAAGAAGCAGCUUGAGGGAGAUCUGGCCCAAAGGAAUGCUAAACGUCGUAUUGAACGUGAAAAAGGCCGCAGAGAAGCUACUGCAGAUAUGUCUGAAGACUUAUCAGAGGGCGAGAAAGGAGAUCUAAUCAGUGAUGUAUCUGCUCAUGGUGAGAGCAACAGAGGCAAAUUGCCUCGUCUUAAUUCUGUUGAAGCGAUGGAGAUGUGGGCUAGUCAGCAGAAGGGGAAAAAACUGUACAUUGUACUAAUAAGCAUCCAUGGCCUUAUUCGCGGUGAAAAUAUGGAGCUUGGUCGUGAUUCUGAUACGGGAGGUCAGGUGAAAUAUGUUGUCGAACUUGCAAGGGCAUUGGGGUCAACACCAGGGGUGUAUCGGGUUGAUUUGCUAACCAGGCAAGUAUCAUCACCGGAAGUGGAUUGGAGCUAUGGGGAACCAACAGAGAUGCUGACCUUAAGAAAUUCAGAAGAUUUUAAUGAGGAGAUGGGGGAGAGUAGUGGUGCUUAUAUUGUUCGUAUACCAUUUGGGCCAAGAGAUAAGUAUAUUGCUAAGGAACACCUCUGGCCUCACAUCCCUGAGUUCGUAGAUGGUGCACUUAACCACAUCAUACAGAUGUCCAAAGUUCUGGGGGAGCAAAUUGCUUGUGGGAAACCAGUGUGGCCUGUUGCUAUCCAUGGGCAUUAUGCAGAUGCAGGCGACUCUGCUGCUCUUCUUUCUGGUGCCUUGAAUGUGCCUAUGCUUUUCACUGGCCACUCUCUUGGCCGAGAUAAAUUGGAACAACUUCUGAAACAAGGUCGAUUGUCGAGGGAUGAAAUAAACAAAACAUACAAAAUAAUGCGCAGAAUAGAGGCUGAAGAGUUAUCCCUUGACUCUUCUGAAAUAGUCAUAACUAGCACCAGACAGGAGAUAGAGGAGCAAUGGAGACUGUAUGAUGCUUUUGAUCCAGUACUGGAGCGUAAACUACGAGCGAGAAUCAGGCGCAAUGUGAGCUCUUAUGGAAGGUUCAUGCCUCGCAUGGCUGUUAUUCCUCCUGGAAUGGAGUUUCAUCAUAUUAUUCCACAAGAAGCUGGUAUGGAUGGUGACACCGAAUGGAACGAAGACCACCCUACUUCUCCAGAUCCCCUCAUCUGGACUGAGAUAAUGCGAUUCUUUACCAAUCCUCGCAAGCCAAUGAUACUUGCCCUUGCUAGGCCAGAUCCCAAAAAGAACAUCAUGACUUUGGUCAAGGCAUUUGGAGAAUGCCGCCCUUUAAGAGAUCUUGCCAACCUUACACUCAUCAUGGGUAAUCGUGACGGAAUUGAUGAAAUGUCUAGCACAAAUGCUUCUGUGCUUCUUUCAGUACUAAAGCUUAUUGACAAAUAUGAUCUGUAUGGCCAAGUGGCGUACCCUAAACAUCACAAACAAUCUGAUGUUCCUGAUAUCUAUCGCCUAGCAGCAAAGACAAAGGGUGUUUUCAUUAACCCAGCUUUCAUCGAGCCGUUUGGGCUCACCUUAAUCGAGGCAGCUGCUCAUGGUUUGCCCAUUGUUGCUACAAAAAACGGAGGUCCUGUUGAUAUACAUCGGGUACUUGACAAUGGGCUUCUCAUUGAUCCUCAUGAUCAGCAAUCCAUAGCUGAUGCUCUCCUAAAGCUUGUUGCGGAUAAGCAGCUUUGGGCAAGAUGUAGGCAUAAUGGUUUGAAGAAUAUUCACCUGUUUUCAUGGCCAGAGCACUGCAAAACUUACUUAUCUCGAAUUGCCAGUUGUAAACCUAGGUAUCCGCAAUGGCAAAGAAGUGACGACAGAGAAGAAAAUUCAGAAUCAGAUUCACCUGGUGAUUCAUUGAGAGAUAUACAGGAUAUGUCUUUGAAUUUGAACUUUUCAUUGGAUGGUGACAAAAGUGGAGCUAGUGGAAAUGAUAAUUUUGAAUCUGAAGGAAAUUCUACUGAUAAAAAGACUAAAUUGGAGAAUGCUGUUUUGGCAUGGUCAAAGGGCAUUCAAAAGGAUACCCGGAAGGCUGGGUCCCCAGAUAAAGCUGAUUCAAAUACCAACAGUGGCAAGUUUCCAGCUUUGAGGAGGAGGAAAAAUCUAUUUGUCAUUGCUGCGGAUUGUGAUUCCAUUGAAGGCCUUAUUGAAGCCACUAAAAAGAUUUUUGAGGCGGUAGAAAAGGAAAGGACAGAAGGCUCUAUAGGGUUCAUAUUAUCAACGUCCUUGACCAUGUCUGAGAUACAAUCAUUUCUUGUCUCCGGGGGUUUCACCCCUUGUGACUUUGAUGCUUUUAUUUGCAAUAGUGGUAGCGAUCUCUAUUAUCCAACUAAUCCAGAGGAUGGUCGCAUUGUUAUUGACUUCUAUUACCACUCACAUAUUGAUUACCGAUGGGGUGGAGAAGGUUUGAGGAAGACUUUGGUUCGGUGGGCAGCUUCAGUGAAUGAUAAAAGGGCUGUGAAUGACGAGAAGGUUAUUACUGCUACUGAACAACUUUCAGCUAAUUACUGUUAUGCUUUCAAAGUGCAUAAACCGGAACUGGUUCCUACGGUUAAAGAACUCCGCAAGGUUCUGAGAAUUCAAGCUCUGCGUUGCCAUGUAAUCUAUUGCCAAAAUGGGACAAGGCUGAAUGUGAUUCCUGCAUUAUCAUCUCGCUCCCAAGCUCUCAGGUACCUAUAUGUUCGAUGGGGUGUGGAGUUGGCAAAGAUGGUGGUUUUUGUCGGAGAAUGCGGAGACACAGAUUACGAAGGGUUACUUGGUGGGAUGCACAAAAGCAUUAUCUUGAAGGGAGUUUGUAGCAAUGCUAGUAAGGAAUUCCAUGCUAACAGAAGCUACCCUUUGUCGGAUGUGAUCUCACUCGAUACCCCCAACGUUGUUCAGACACCUGAAGAGUGGAGCAGUUCUGAUAUUCGUGACGCCGUGGAGUCAUUUGGACUCCUCAAGGGCUGAAUAUCACAACCAUGGCCGUCCCCCUACAUUCAAAUCCAUUCAAGAUCUUCUUGUCCAUUUCGCUAUCAUUAAUAAGCAUCUCGAUCUUCUGGAAGAAACCCAGAAAGCAUUUUUCAUUUUUAAAAUUUUUUUCGGAUUGUUUUCCCUUUGUAGAAAUGGCUCCUCUUGGCCGUUCUCAAUGAAAACCAAAGUAUAGACUAUAUUUUACAUGGCUGCUGUACAUCUUUUAUGCGGUUCUGGCAUAUGGUCCUGUAGACAUAAACCAGCGGAAGAGAUUAUUUUUUUUUCUCUUGAAACUCUUCUUGUACAGACAGUAUCAGGACCUUGCAAAUUUAAGACAAGGCCAUGUUAUA
Messenger RNA from Tripterygium wilfordii, 3664 nucleotides. RefSeq names its product probable sucrose-phosphate synthase 1. Gene Ontology annotation, molecular function: sucrose synthase activity; sucrose-phosphate synthase activity. The transcript has 13 exons. NCBI's taxonomy places the organism in Eukaryota, Viridiplantae, Streptophyta, Magnoliopsida, Celastrales, Celastraceae. The record is from RefSeq and is a predicted model, not a curated record. The coding region runs from base 144 to 3311 and encodes 1055 amino acids. Gene Ontology annotation, biological process: sucrose metabolic process.